UAUAUCAAAGAGUAUAUGCUGGCGCUAAGAAAUAAACAGAAAUAAAAACCCAAGUUACUUAAGUAGUGGCGGCAGUGGCAGUGACCAUCCAUUUUAAUAAAAGUCCGUUCAGAAUCAUGUAAAUAAUAUAGUUAUAUCUAAUGGAAAAAGGAACUGAAAUGUAAAUUAGAUGUUUUCUACUGGUUCUAUACCUCCAAAAUUGCACACUGAUUGUGUUUUUUUUAAGAACAGAGCUGUAUAGAGAAUCCUAAAAUAUUCAAAUAAACUAAUAAAAUUGCCAUGUACGUAAUGUUAAUUGGAUCGUGGCGUAAAAAGAAUAGGUUCGAUAAAAAAGAACAUGUAUUGACUGUUCAUGUUGACAGUACAUCGAGUGCAUUGGACUGCAUUGGUUAAGAUUGUGGAAAACGAAGGAAUUUGUGGUUUCUGGUGCACUCUCAAUUGCUUUGUAUUGACAUAAUUAUGAACUAAUUAUGGCUGACAAACUUAAAAUACUGGUUUGUGGUGAUGUUGAUGGAAAAUUUAAAACACUUUUUACCAGAGUGGAAAACAUAAACAAAAAGAGUGGCCCCUUUGACUUUUUGUUAUGUGUUGGUAAUUUUUUUGGUCACGGAGACGCAUGGGAGCCCUACUCUAAUGGAUCACUGAGAGUUCCUCUUCCAGUAUAUGUCCUAGGUCCAAAUGGAGAAGAAUUUGUGAAAUAUUACCCUGACAUUACUGGUGGUGAACUCUGCCCUAAUGUCUCAUAUGUUGGAAAAAGAGGUGUUUUCACUGGACUGUCAGGACUGAAGAUGGCUUAUGUAAGUGGGAAACCCAGUUCCGAGGAAAAUGAGAAUGAUUGCACUUUUACCAAAAAUGAUGUAACAGCAGUUCGGGAUAUUUGCUUACGAAGCAAUUCCAAUUUUAAAGGAGUUGAUAUCCUGGCAACUUCUGGAUGGCCUCAAAAUGUGAUGAAUUUGGAUCUUAGACAGGGUAUGAGGCAUCCAAAUGGUUCUCCUUUAUUGUCAUGGCUAGCUUCUGAAAUAAAGCCAAGAUACCAUUUCUGUGCUCAAGAAGGCAUUUUCUAUGAAAGACGUCCAUACAGAAAUCACAGUCAAUUGGGAGAUACACCUUCUCAUGCUACACGAUUCAUUGCUCUGGCAAAAGUUGGAAAUCCUCAGAAAGAUAAGUGGAUUUAUGCUCUAAACAUUGAUCCCAUAGACAGGAUGAAAUCCAAUGUAUUGUAUCAACAGACUACAGAUGAAACGGAAUGUCCCUAUGGAAUGGAAAUGUUGUUACAAAUAGUGAGACCACAAUCAGAAGUAAAACAGACUCAGUUCUUUUAUGACAUGGACAAUACCAAUGGUGAUUUUACCAGAAGAAAACGACAUAAAAGAGAUGAUGAUUUUAAACCAAAACGCAGACCCCCACCUGUAUUUGAUCAAGCAUUAUGUUGGUUUUGUUUAGCAAGUCCUGAAGUUGAAAAACAUCUAAUCGUCAGUAUUGGAAGUGAGGCGUAUUUGGCAGUUGCAAAAGGAGCUUUGGUCCCUGAUCAUGUAUUAAUAUUACCUAUUGGUCACCAUCAGUCAUCAUCAUGUGUGCCUGAUAAUGUUCUUAAAGAAAUUGAACAACAGAAAGGCAAAAUUCCUGUGAUAUUCGAGAGAAAUUACAAGACUUCACACCUACAGAUUCAAGUUGUGCCUGUAUCAUCAAAACUUUUACCAAGAUUGAAAAAUGAGUUUCAGGAAAAGGCUGAAGCUGAAGGUUUUCAUUUGGAUGAAUUGCCUGAAUAUGCAAAAUUAAGUCAGAUAGCUCCAGCUGGCACUCCAUACUUUUAUGUUGAACUGCCUGAUGGUGAUAAACUGUUCCACAGAAUUCAAAAAUCAUUCCCACUGCAGUUCGGAAGAGAUGUUCUAGCAAGUGAAUAUGUACUGAACAUGCCAGAUAGAAGUGACUGGAAAGAUUGUAAAGUGUCGAAAGAAGAGGAGACCACAAUGACUAACAAUUUUCGUUCAUCUUUUGAGGAAUUUGACUUUACUUUGUGAAGAAAUGUAUAGUACUCUAGAAGUGAGAAUUUUGUGGAUAGUUCACAUGCAUACAAGAUCUGUGUUUUUUAAUGGGUUUUUACUUCAUUGUAUUAGCAAGUUUUAUGUGGAAUUGUACCAUUUUAAAUACAUUAAGAUAUUUGCUAAUUUUGACUUUUCCUUUCAUCUCUCAUUUCUACUAGCACUACCAUAACAAAUAGCAGAGAGUGUGCUGGCUUCAGUGUUACACAAGGGACUGCUGCAUCAUACUUCAGUAGCAAUGGGCAUUUAAGUUAAUUCAUUUGCAGCAUUUACCAUUCUUUGUGAACUUGUACAAAAUGUGUGUUGGAAGGUGAAUUUUCUGUCAACACAAAUUACUACUACAUAGACCAAUCGGAAACAGUUGCAUGAAAUUAUUCUAUCUUGAAAAUUUUGAUGGCAAAUUGUGAACAACCCUUCGUCCAUGGAUUAUUUUAAACUUUAAAAGAAAUCAGAUCACAUUUUCAUAUCUUUAACUUACAGCAGAAUAGGAAAGCCUUGCCAUCUUUAGGGAAUUUCAAUUAAAAUUGUAUGUUGGCAGUUUCCUGCCAGUUACUACUUUUACAAAUAGUAUUAAUCAUAACAUUUAUAUUUUUGCAUAUAUUCAAUAAUUAAUUUCAAACUGUAUUGAUAUGAUUAUCAGGCUAUUAUUAGCAUUGGAUUUACCAAUGAAUCAACACAAUGAAUCGUAGUAGCUGUUAAUGUUAUACUCCCGUUUAAAAAUUCCCAACACCAAAUUGCCUAGUAUACAACAAGUAUUACUUCCAUAUGGGAUGUGAACAAGUAAUAUUGCAAUUUCAAGUAUUUUAUGUUACAAUAUCUACAACUAUUUAUUUCCAUUUUACAUUUAUUUACAACAAAUUUAUUCUCAGAUAAAACAGGUUAAUUUCUUGCUGGGCUACUU
This is a messenger RNA of Gryllus bimaculatus (two-spotted cricket), 2943 nucleotides long. The record is from the annotation of a GenBank genome assembly. NCBI's taxonomy places the organism in Eukaryota, Metazoa, Arthropoda, Insecta, Orthoptera, Gryllidae.